CUCUCUCCCGCAGGUCGUUUGCUAACGAGCAGACGCAGGUGUGCAAACACCGUCGCCGGAGUCACGUUAUGAGUGAAGGAGGACAGCCGUCGUCCCGUCCCGGCCUGUUUUGGAUUAUGUAAUGAAAGUCGGCGCCCGUCCUGGUAGGUGAAAACACCCAGUUUAUAUUACCCUAUAUUACCCUACCUGGGAUGUCAUACCCUUUUAGGAGUGACGAACAGUCCCAGGAUGAGGAGAGGUUUCGGGGUGGCGUUGCUCUUCCUGCUCUUGCUGCUGUCUGCAGAGUCCAACAGCACGUCUCCACCAGGGAAACCAGUCCUGCUCGGAUGCAGGUCCCCUGACAAGGAGACGUUCACCUGCUGGUGGGAGCCGGGAACCGACGGAGGGCUGCCCACCACGCACCGCCUGCACUACGAGAGAGAAAGGUUGGAGGGAACGCACGAGUGUCCGGACUAUCGGUCGGCAGGAAGAAACUCGUGUUUCUUUGAUAAGGAACACACCUCCAUCUGGGUCGACUACUUCCUGACGGUGACGGCGUGCAACGCUCUCGGGAACGCCUCCUCAGAGCCGUACAAGAUGGACGUGAUGGAAAUUGUGAAGCCCGACGCUCUGGACAACGUGACGCUGCUGGUGGAGAAGAGCGACGACAGCCCUCUACUUCACAUCAGAUGGGAGCCGCCCUCCAACACGGACAUCAAGUCCGGCUGGGUCACCGUGAAAUAUGAGCUAAGAGUUCGACAAGACACCGGCAACAAGUGGGCAGAGUACACGUCAGGUACACAAACUCAUUUCAGCCUGUAUAGCAUCGUUCCUGGGAGCGUGUACACGGUUCAGGUGCGCUGCAGACUCGACCACGGCUCCUGGAGUGAGUGGAGCAACUCCACCUGUGUGGAAAUCCCUAACUAUCAUCACAAGGAGGCAGGAUUUUGGUUAAUGGUUUCCAUCCUCUCUGCAAUUCCAUUCAUAACGGCGGUGUCCAUCUUGGUAGUGAAGAGGAAAUCUGUGAAGCAGUGGGUUCUGCCCCCCGUUCCUGGGCCAAAGAUAAGGGACAUUGACGCUCAACUUCUCAAUAGAGGGGGAUCCGAAGCGGUCGACAAUGUCCUGCUGGUCAUGCACAGCUUUCAUUCAAUCAGAGCCUGGAAGGAACCAAUGGAGGAGUACCUGAUUGUGACGGAGAAUGACGACAAUCCGCCCUCCAGUUUGCAAAAGAGGAACAAAAGCUUUCUUAUCCUCGCUGGCUUCAAUUUGGACCACGAAAAGUUGUACUCUGAGGACACAACGGAAAGCCAGCGCGAGCGGGAAACGGAUGACGAAAGAACUGCUGAAACGGAUCACUCUGCGGUAGACGGCGCCGUCGAACCCUUCACAAACAGCAGCUACGUGGACGUCCAGAGACACGUGGAAGCCGCGCAGGCGCGGGACGAGGAACCGGUGGACUACAGCAAACUGAAAGAGGUGAAUGGAGAACAUCUUCUCAUCAGCAAGACGGAGAACGUUUCGCUGGGGAGCUCUGGCUACGUUGCCGUGAAGUUACAAGGUCACCUAGAGGAGGACUACAGCCGGGUGCAGGAGGUGGACGGGGACAACGUGGUCACCCUGCAGACUCAAACCGCAGCGGUGGACGCUUUGGGUAGAGCGAAGGGAAACCACUACGCAGAGUGUCCCCUCCAGAAGACGGGAAAGGCCGUCAUGUGCGCAGACCUCGUCCAAAGCGGAUACGUGGACACCACCCGUUUCGUACACAUUUAGCGCAGACGGAUGGCGAUCGCUUGGCUCGUGCCGUGCCUUUUCUUCCAGCUCCGCCGCGGCGCUGACCUUUUUUUCGUAGGGAACAUUUGACACAAACGUCCACCGCGACUCGAGGAUGAUCCAGUUUAAUUUUGGCGGUCGAGGUGAGGUGGUCGUGAGGUGGCCGUCCCAUCCUCGGAACGCCACAACUCAGGAGCCUCUGGACCUCUCAGGAAUCCUUUUUAAAGAAAGCCGGCACGGACGUCCGUUAGGUGGUCACAUCCACAAAAUGAAUGUCUGAUAAAACGAGACAAACGUUUGGGAGCGAUAUGGAUGUAGACCAGGGGUCUUCAACGUUUUUCAGGCCAAGGACCCCCAAACUGAUGGCGAGAUGGAGCAGGGACCCCCUAUUCUA
Messenger RNA from Gasterosteus aculeatus aculeatus (three-spined stickleback), 2143 nucleotides. It is a transcript of the gene prlrb, whose product is annotated as prolactin receptor b. Lineage: Eukaryota; Metazoa; Chordata; Actinopteri; Perciformes; Gasterosteidae. The record is from RefSeq and is a predicted model, not a curated record. Gene Ontology annotation, molecular function: cytokine receptor activity; protein binding. Gene Ontology annotation, cellular component: external side of plasma membrane. Gene Ontology annotation, biological process: cytokine-mediated signaling pathway.